Molecule: messenger RNA, 711 nt
Organism: Cyclocybe aegerita
Lineage: Eukaryota; Fungi; Basidiomycota; Agaricomycetes; Agaricales; Hemipholiotaceae
Source: the annotation of a GenBank genome assembly
AUGGCCAGAUCGCUCCCAUCCAGCUCAGGCUCGUCGUCGCCGCCAUCGCCCCCGGCGUCGAAGCCUACCAACACGCUCGCCGUGACCUCGCUCCCAAAAGCGUUCUUCGACCCCCUUAUUCUCAACAUGCUCCGCGACCACUUCGCCGCGUUCGGCGAGAUCAACCAGUGGGUGCCACUGCAGGGCUUUGGCCGCGUCAUCAUCGUCUACGAGUGCGCCAACCACGCAGAGGAGGCGAAAGUGCGCUGCGACCCCAUCGUUGUUGACAGCCCUCACAUCGACUCCGAGAUCGUGCUGCGGGUGUACCGCGCAGACCCCAACCCGCUCAUCUCGCGUUCAGCUGACCGUGCGUGGGUCCCGCACAUGAACUACUUGCAACCCCCAGCAAUCGAGAAGAACUUCCUCAUCUCCCCACCCGGGUCGCCCCCCGUGGGGUGGGAGCAAAUUCAGGAGGAUCCCCCGAAUGCCACGCCCCUCGCCGAGGAUCUCAUCAUGGCGCUGCGCAAACUCAAGACCUUUGAGGACCAGCCUGCCUUUGAGCAGCUGCUUGACCCCGAAGAUGGUGCUGGGGUCGGAGUGUACGUCGAGGACUGCGACGCACACGCUCAAAUGGACGUUCCGGACGAGGACUGGGUGUACGGCGAGUCCGCACCCGCAAGGCAGAAGUGGAGGCGAUUCGCUACCGCCAUGCCCCCCGUCGCGUCCAUCUGA